Molecule: messenger RNA, 1257 nt
Organism: Stegastes partitus (bicolor damselfish)
Lineage: Eukaryota; Metazoa; Chordata; Actinopteri; Pomacentridae
Gene: commd1
Product: copper metabolism (Murr1) domain containing 1
Exons: 3
Coding region: 136-708 (190 amino acids)
Biological process (GO): negative regulation of protein localization to cell surface; regulation of proteasomal ubiquitin-dependent protein catabolic process; positive regulation of protein ubiquitination
Cellular component (GO): endosome
Source: RefSeq, a predicted model, not a curated record
CUCUAAACACAGUUUUUGAGUUUGUGGUGAAAAGGGGAAACUCGCGUGAAACUACAACUCCCACAAUGCCACGCUGCAACCGAUUUCCCAUCAUGUGAUCCACCCUUCUCACGUGACCGUAUUGACAAGCCAAACAUGGCGGAGGUGGACGCUGCGAAGUCUCUGAGCGGUCUGCUGAACGGAAUAGCUCAAAAAGUCUAUUACAACAACAGCGAGAUCACGGAGGAGCUGCUGAAGACGGAGCUGUACCCGGAGCUACCGCAGGAGGAGUUCAAGGCGCUGCACGAGAAGAUGAAAGGCCUCCUGAAGUCUAUUGCCACGGCGGACAUGGACCACGCCCAGCUGGAGGCCUUCCUCACAGCUCAGACCAAGAAGCAGGGCGGUGGCGGGGUGAGUGCUGAACAGGCCGCUGCCCUCUCACGCUUCUGGAAGAGCCAACGGACUCGGGUGAGGGACAGCUUGCUGGCUCAGAGCCGCUGGGAGCCCAGCCUCAGAGGCCUCUCCUGGAGGGUGGACCUCCAAACCGCCACCAGCCGGGGGGACGCGGCCCACAGUGGGCCGGUCGCCCUGAUGGAGCUGGAGCUGGGCCGAGCCGGACAGGACUCAGAGUUUGUGUGUCUGGAAUGUGACGAAGCCCAAAUCAACCAGGUGCUGAAGAGGAUGGCUGAUAUCCAGGAGAGCAUCGACAGAAUUGUUCACCGCACCUGAAACUCUGUGAGCACGUUGAUCUCAGACGGCCGGGACACAAUGAGACAGCAGCUCCAGCUGUUCUGUUGCCUCUGGUUCUACUCCUUCAAAUGGGAGUGUUCAGACUCUUCAACACCCGACUUCAGACUCUGAAAGGACUUACUGUUUAUUUUUGCCACACACAUGCACCUUACAUUAAAGCAUUUCCACAUGUGAUUCCUAAACGGUCUGACUUACUGACUUUUGUAACUUACCAUAAUUAAAAGUGCUGUUUUUUAUAUCCAGAUCAUUCUUUUGCCGUCUUCCUCUGAUGGGUGAAGGUUCCUCUCCGACCGUAGAACAGCAGCACUGAGAGAGGAGAAGCGCUCAUUGAAGAGAAGUUAUCAGACUUUUGGGAUUUUGGAAUGAAGCCAAACAGAAGCAAACGUAUUUAAAACGAACACUGAAGUGUCACAUAAAAAAAUGAUGCCUAAGAUGGUAUAAGUUUCAACCUACAGUCGACCUCCAAUGCACACUGAAAUAAGUUGAAAUUGACAAAAGUAAUAAUAAAAAAAAGUGUAAGGAACAUAA